AUGGGGGAGGUGGGCAGCUUCCUGGGAUCGCUGGAGCUGGAGUGGGCCGGCUGGGCCUCGGCGUCGCUGGGGGGCGCCCCGUCGGGCCCGAGCGGCGACUCCUCCUCCUCCUCCUCCUCGUCCUCGUGGUCGCCGGGCUUGCUGGCCGAGCGGCUGGGCCAGAUCGAGGGGCGGCUGCAGCGGGGCUCGCCCACCGACUUCGCCCACCUCAAGGGCAUCCUGCGCCGCAGGCAGCUCUACUGCCGCACCGGCUUCCACCUCGAGAUCUGCCCCAACGGCACCGUGCACGGCACCCGCCACGACCACAGCCGCUUCGGGAUUUUGGAAUUCAUUAGCUUGGCUGUAGGGCUGGUUAGUAUCCGUGGGGUGGACUCUGGACUCUACCUUGGGAUGAAUGAGCGAGGCGAGCUGUAUGGAUCGAAGAAGCUCACAAGAGAGUGUGUCUUCCGUGAGCAGUUCGAAGAAAACUGGUACAAUACUUACGCCUCGACUCUAUACAAGCACUCAGAUUCCGAGAGACAAUAUUAUGUUGCUUUGAACAAGGACGGCUCACCCCGAGAAGGAUACAGGACUAAGAGACACCAAAAAUUCACUCAUUUUUUGCCAAGGCCCGUAGAGCCCGCUAAGAUCCCCGCCAUGUACAGAGACCUCUUCCACUACAGGUGACCUUCUUGGCCGGUCGAGCAGCCAGCAUCUCUCCCUUGGGCUCUCGCGGUUUCUAUAGUCAUCCCACGCUCCUUAUCCAAGUUUAGGCAACAGCAAAGCACUGCAAGGAAUCCAGAUAUUGCUCAGUUCUCUGGGUUUUCUUGUCAAAGAUCAAGGCGGAGGGUGUUUGUGUCGGAUGGAGGCAGAAGCAGGAUGAGGAGAUAUGCAGGCGAUUGUUCAAGCCUUGGGUGACUUUAAUAACUGGAGAGCUCUGAGAAAAGCAAAUGUUCCAGCAGAGAAAAGAUCAUUUCUGAAACUAAAACCAGCAACAUGAUGAAGAUGAAUGAAGACCACAGAAAGGAGUAAUCCACUGUUCAUGUUGGAAUGGCUGCAUCUUGCAGAGCCUUUUCCAGUGGUAUCAGAGGGCCGCCGUCUGUCCUCCUUGGAAUCUGCUGGAGUGGUCACCAUAGAGCGGCCAUAUUUUGCCAGCCUCCAGCUCAUGGACUUCCAUGGGGAGGAAACCAGAAGGGGGGGGGGCGGAGAAAUGGAGGUGAAGCCUGACAGCAGGGGGGCCUGGAUCCUGAGGGGCAUGGGGGAGGCUCCUACUGUUGGGCGGGGGGAACAAACAUUCUUGAGAUGUAAACGUAUUUUCAUAAGGACAAAUUUAUUUAUAAAGUGUAUAUUAUAUUUAUUUUAUAUAUUUAUUUAUUUUAGAAAAAGUAUUUUAUUUUUAAAGUAGAGUUAUUAUGGUCCAACUUUCAACAGAAAACAAGAACUUACUGAAACAAGAAGGGGGUCGUGGUGCUGAAUUUUAAAGAGCUUAUUGGCAAUAAAAAUUCUUUAUAUAUUG
This is a messenger RNA of Heteronotia binoei (common prickly gecko), 1495 nucleotides long. It is a transcript of the gene FGF16, whose product is annotated as fibroblast growth factor 16. Gene Ontology annotation, biological process: positive regulation of protein phosphorylation; positive regulation of gene expression; positive regulation of endothelial cell chemotaxis to fibroblast growth factor. Gene Ontology annotation, cellular component: cytoplasm. Bases 1 to 666 code for a protein of 221 amino acids. The record is from RefSeq and is a predicted model, not a curated record. NCBI's taxonomy places the organism in Eukaryota, Metazoa, Chordata, Lepidosauria, Squamata, Gekkonidae. The transcript has 3 exons. Gene Ontology annotation, molecular function: growth factor activity; fibroblast growth factor receptor binding.